Messenger RNA from Heterobasidion irregulare TC 32-1, 732 nucleotides. It is a transcript of the gene gh12.4, whose product is annotated as glycoside hydrolase family 12 protein. Gene Ontology annotation, molecular function: cellulase activity. Lineage: Eukaryota; Fungi; Basidiomycota; Agaricomycetes; Russulales; Bondarzewiaceae. Gene Ontology annotation, biological process: polysaccharide catabolic process. The record is from RefSeq and is a predicted model, not a curated record. The coding region runs from base 1 to 732 and encodes 243 amino acids. The transcript has 9 exons.
AUGUUUCUGCUCACGGCAUCUUUCAUAUCUAGCCUCGCUGCGGCUGUCACUGCACAGACGAUCACCGGGGCCUUUGAUUGUCUACCUGCGGGCACAUUCACAUUGUGCCAGAACCUCUGGGGCAGGACUGCUGGGGUGGGCUCGCAGAACUCGACGUUGAUCAGCACAUCUGGCAACUCAAUCUCUUGGUCCACGAACUGGACUUGGGUCGAUGCACCGAACAAUGUGAAAAGCUAUGCAAAUGUUGAAUCAUCGUCCGCGAAGGGCGUGCAGUUAUCCGCGAUAACAACGGCGCCGACAACAUGGACUUGGACCUACGAGACCGAAUCGUCUGGCAUUCGGGCGGAUGUUUCGUAUGACAUAUGGUUCGGGAGUGCCUCAUCCGGAGACCCAGCGUCGGCUGCAUCCUCCUAUGAGAUCAUGAUAUGGCUGUCCGGCCUCGGAGGGAUUCAGCCAGUUGGCUCACAGAUCACCACAGGAACACAAGUUGCGGGCCACGCAUGGAACCUCUGGAAGGGUCCCAACGCGAACUGGGAGGUCCUUUCAUUUGUCUCGACAGACGGUAACAUUCAAGAUUUCGACGCGGACUUGAACGACUUUUUCCAAUAUUUGAUAGAUGAGCAGGGCGUGUCCAGCUCACAGUUCGUGCAGGCUAUACAGACUGGCACUGAGCCUUUCACAGGCGCUGCGAACCUCGUCACAUCAGAGUAUAGCGUUGCAAUCAACCAGUAG